This is a messenger RNA of Galeopterus variegatus (Sunda flying lemur), 676 nucleotides long. Its product is annotated as RNA polymerase-associated protein CTR9 homolog. Bases 114 to 644 code for a protein of 176 amino acids. Gene Ontology annotation, biological process: regulation of DNA-templated transcription. NCBI's taxonomy places the organism in Eukaryota, Metazoa, Chordata, Mammalia, Dermoptera, Cynocephalidae. The transcript has 4 exons. Gene Ontology annotation, molecular function: RNA polymerase II complex binding. The record is from RefSeq and is a predicted model, not a curated record. Gene Ontology annotation, cellular component: Cdc73/Paf1 complex.
UUAUCUUAUAGCUGGAAUACUACAAGCAAGGAAAAACAGAAGAGUUUGUAAAGUUGUUGGAAGCAGCACGUAUAGAUGGCAAUUUGGACUAUAGAGACCAUGAAAAAGACCAGAUGACUUGCUUGGAUACACUGGCGGCUUAUUAUGUACAACAGGCCCGGAAAGAAAAGAAUAAGGACAAUAAGAAGGAUCUCAUUACACAGGCAACCUUGUUGUAUACAAUGGCUGACAAAAUUAUUAUGUAUGAUCAGAACCAUUUGUUGGGGAGAGCCUGCUUCUGCCUACUUGAAGGUGACAAAAUGGAUCAGGCUGAUGCACAGUUUCAUUUUGUACUCAACCAGUCUCCAAAUAAUAUUCCAGCCCUUCUCGGUAAAGCUUGCAUUUCAUUCAACAAAAAGGAUUACAGAGGAGCUCUUGCUUACUAUAAGAAGGCAUUGCGUACUAACCCAGGAUGUCCAGCGGAAGUUCGUUUAGGAAUGGGCCAUUGCUUUGUGAAACUUAACAAACUAGAAAAAGCCCGUCUGGCAUUCAGCAGAGCCCUGGAACUCAAUUCCAAAUGUGUGGGAGCAUUGGUUGGACUGGCUGUUCUAGAACUCAACAAUAAAGAGGUAUGUGAUUGUAAAAAUUGUCCUGUUCCUGACUGAUUACUCAGGCCCACAGUUCAUUAUCUAAAACU